Molecule: messenger RNA, 1821 nt
Organism: Naegleria lovaniensis
Lineage: Eukaryota; Heterolobosea; Eutetramitea; Acrasida; Naegleriidae
Exons: 3
Coding region: 1-1821 (606 amino acids)
Biological process (GO): tRNA processing
Molecular function (GO): RNA binding; tRNA dihydrouridine synthase activity; flavin adenine dinucleotide binding
Source: RefSeq, a predicted model, not a curated record
AUGCUCGAUAACGACCAAUUGCCGUCAUCAUCAUCACACACCACAACUGAAGUAGCCACCACUGCUGCAUCAUCAACCAAUGACAAUAGAAGAAAAGGAAUUGCGCCCAUCAAGGCCGAAUAUUUAAUUGUUGUCGAAAAGCAUCAGCAACAACUCAACAACAAUCCCGAGAAAGCCAACACAACAACAUCGGAGGAGCAAAGCCUUGUUGCAGUAACCACUCCCUCUUCCUGCAACACUGAUGAAACGCAAACUGUUGAUGAUUCGGAAAAAAAGAGAAAAUUACAAGAGGAAACUAACAUUAAUCCGAACAAGGCUAAGAAAACAAAAAGCUUUCAUAAUCGAACAAAAGAAGCUCUUAAAAAAGAGAAAAAGGAAAAACAACCUGAAGAGAAUGGAGAGCAGGAUGAAGGGACAUCAACAGCGGUUCGACCCAAAGACGAAUACAACUUUUUGGAUCAUUCCAUUGUCAAGUUGUUGAGAAAGAAGGCUUAUAAUUUCCAAAAGGCAGAUGAAAUUACUAAACAUGUGGAAGAGUUUGUUAAAAAGGAAGCUGAUAUUAGAUCAAAAGCAAAUAGUGAAGAAAACAUUCUUAGACAAAGACAACAACAAAUUGCAAAACAAAAGAUGAUCGAAAGAGGUGAAAAUGUUGAAGAAUGGCAAGAAAAGUUCAAUAUUCUGACUUACAAGGAAACUAAAUACCAUCCAAAAGAGGUUAAAAAAGUUGACUUUAAGAGAAAAACAUAUCUUGCUCCGUUGACAACUGUUGGAAAUUUACCAUUCCGAAGAAUCUGCAAAGAUUUUGGAUGUGAAAUUACAAUUGGUGAAAUGGCUCUUGCACAAGCAAUUUUGAAAGGAGAAAGGGGUGACAUUUCACUAUUGAGAAGACAUGAAUCUGAGAAAAUUUUUGGAGUACAAUUGGCAGGAAAGGAUGCAUUUACAAUGACUCGAGUUGCCCAGCUUAUCGAUGAACAAUUUCCACACAUUGAUUUCGUAGACGUGAAUUGUGGAUGCCCUGUGAAUUCUUUGUGUUCUCAAGGAAUGGGAGCUGGUAUGAUGGAAAAGAGAACGAAAUUAGUGGGCAUUGUAAGGGGCAUGAAAGAGGUAUUGAGCAUUCCUGUUUCUGUAAAGAUGAGAACAGGUGCUAAAACUGGAAAGAAUUUUGCACACAAAUUAAUGGCAGAUUUGUGUGAAUGUGGAGUUGACUCAUUGACACUACAUGGUAGAAGUAGAGAAAUGAGAUAUACCAAGGAGGCUGAUUAUGAUUAUAUUUAUGAUUGUGCCAGAGUUGUUAACAAUUAUUCCCAACAAUCAGGUAGAAAAGUCUCAAUCAUUGGAAAUGGAGACAUUUAUUCUUAUCAAGACUGGUAUGCGCAUGUUGACAAGGUUGACACACUCAUGAUUGGUCGUGGAGCUCUUAUCAAGCCAUGGAUUUUCAAGGAAAUAGAAAUGCAACAAACACUUGAUGUGACAGCAUCUGAAAGAUUGGAAAUGCUAAAAAGUUUUGUUAAAUAUGGAUUGGAUCAUUAUGGAGCAGAUGACAUUGGUAUUAGCAAAACUCGUCGAUUCUUGUUGGAGUGGCUUUCAUUUCUUUACAGAUACAUUCCUGUUGGACUACUAGAACGUCUUCCCAUCAAGUUAAAUGAAAGACCUCUACCCUAUGUUGGUAGAAAUGAAUUAGAGACACUCAUGGCAUCCUCUAAUUGCAAGGAUUGGGUCAAAUUGACAGAACUAGCUGGUUUACCAAAAGUCGGCGAUGAUUUUGUCUUUAUUCCAAAACACAAGAGCAAUAGCUAUGAAGAUGGCGACACCAAUGGCUAA